AUGGAGGAAGAUCCUCAAGAUGGAAGUCCAGUAACCUGGGAGAAAGAUGAUCACUUGGUUGACGAUGUUUCUUCAGCUCAACUAGAUGGGCCUCCAGUGACCUUGGUAGACCUACUGCAGUCAUCGUCUUCGUCCAUAGACUUCUCUGCCCCAUCGGCUAAUCUAUAUGUCGAUCAACUUCUGUCUCUUUCUUUACACGAGCUCCUGCGACAGCCCCAACUCAUCUCUGCAGAAGCGUCAACAGUGGAAUCAGAUCUAACGAACCUUUGUUUUCGAGAAUAUCCUACCUUCAUCUCCGUUCAUAAAUGCUCUUCAGCUGUCAAAUCUGCCUUUGAUGACUUUUCAGGUAGUCUGGGAAAGCUGAUUGGCGCGAUUCCAUCUUUGGAAGGAGAGUGCGGGACAUUUUCAAAUACUACCGGGAGUAUACAGAACAUCAGAGGAAAGGCAGCCUUAGUGCAAGAGCAUCAGGAUAAACUUUUAGAUCUGUUGGAGCUACCGCAGCUUAUGGAAACAUGUGUACGCAACGGAUACUAUCAAGAAGCUAUGGAAUUGCUCAAUCACUGUCGAUCACUCGCCCAGAAAUACCCAACUAUCGCUCUAGUUCACGAUGUCACUAAAGAGGUCGAUGGCAUCCUGCAGCUUAUGCUUGCUCAACUUCUUGCGUUACUUCGUGAACCUGUCAAAUUGCCUGCUCUGGUGAAAACGGUCACUUUCUUACGCCGGAUAGAUGCCAUGGAUGAAUCCGAAUUGGGUCUAGUCUUCAUCUCAAGUAGAUAUCACAAUUUCCGAACUCACCUCACAUCGAUUGAUAAAGACAAGGCGGAACCCGUUAGAUACCUAAGAAAGUACAUCGAUUUAUUCCGAGAACAUGUUUAUGACAUCAUUGCUCAAUUCACAGCUAUCUUUCUUGAAUCUUCACCAUCAGAAAUAGCUGCUAUACAUAUUACAUCUUUCGCCAAUCAAGCUAUAACGAACCUCGUGGAUCUCGUGAAUGCUUUUAUCCCUAGAAUUUCCUCCGAUUCCGGUUCAAUGUCGUCAAUACUGGUGCAAUUGGGUUAUUGCGCUAUGUCUUUCUCAAGAGUAGGACUGGAUUUCGCACCUCUCAUCUCAGCACCAUUCUAUUCAACCGUCCUUUCAACUUUCUCCCAAUCACUCUCAACAGCGUCGACGGAUUUCUCAUUGAUACUGAGAGACUCUACCAAAAACGUUCUCCCUCCUUCACAAAUCCUGGUUGCAGCAGAACACAUCCCACACAUUGUCUCUUCCUCGACGUCUCCUCCACCGCUAUCUUCUAUAGAUUCAGUCUCAUACUACCCUCCAAUAGCUACCUUGGUCAACGCAUAUCUAACAGCAUUCAAUAAUUUGCGUCUCCUCGCUCCCCUCGAGCUACAUUCUCAAAUCAUCUCGCUGCAUUCAUUCUCACUUCUCUCCUCCACCAGCGUUCUGCUUCAAUAUGUAAUGCAAGCAACCACCUUUUCUGAUGAGAUACCGCUUUCACCGGUGAGAAGUCGUCCUGGUCAUGCUCGAACUGCAUCAGCCCCUCGUGCAGAUCUCUUACGGCGAAAUUCAGAGGUGCUGAUGACGCCCGAAGCACGGGCGAAUAAAAGGAGAGAAGCUAAAAGGGUAUGCGUGGCAUCAGCAGAUGUUUGGUGCCGGAUCGUGGUACCGUUCUUAGUGGACAAGCUGAAUGAUGACGUAUUUUCCGACUUAUCAAAAUCCGAUAUUUCCAACGAUCUGAAGGGUAUAUUGGGAGAAUUAGAACAUUGGGUUCAGCAGAAUGGAGAAGGGUUAGAUCAGCCUGUUUUGGUUAAUGGAAACGGAUCGCCAGCACUACAACCUGUUUCAGAGAAUGGCAAUGGUGAACCGAAGACUCCACCAUCGCAAUCUCGACAUUUAGUCUCCUCGCCGGUGACUUUCGGCUCUCCGUUUCGUCAUAAACCAUUAGAGCCUGCAAUACCCAACCUCUCUUCUCCCACUCCUAAGACUAAGCCUAAAUCUCCCCCUGCGCCACGUGCAAGUGGGAUAGAAGCGGUCUUUGAUGAUCCUCAACUUGCCGUGUCGGAAUCAAGCACUAUCAACAAAUCUUCUGUUCCCGAGCCUGCUAAUUUGCGCGAGAGUGAUACGGAUACUCUUCAGAAUAUGGAAACUCAAUUGGAAGCGAUGAAUAUCGGCCUAUCAGGAGAAGAAGCUGCUGUAGCUAUCGAAAUCAAUCAUGCUGGUCCACAUCAACACUUGAUUCAAGGGACAGCAACCUCGGACGGAAGAAUAAAUGAUACAGCAUUAGCUGGAAAACCUGUAAUUCUAGUUGCGGCCAGUCUCAAUGAGUCAGCAGAGGGAACAGCAGGCAAAGAAGGGACAGCAGCUACUGUGAAUCCGGCGCCUCUAGAACCUGCCAUCGAUACAAGCGAUAUGUCCAAUGGUACCAUAUCAACGGAAGCCUUGCCAGUGGAGGCGGCUACAGAGGAGGUCAUUGCAACAGAUACGGGUUCAAUCGAUGAUUCUGCGACACUUCCUCAAGAUCACAUUGAUGAUUCGACGACCGAAAUACCUUCUUCCCUUGUCCAGGCAGUGGAAGAAGCCAUUCCUGGGGAUUUACCGAGGGAUGAGGUACCAGUUGAUCUUGAACCAUCUCGUCCGCCCGUCGUCGCCGAAACAGUACCCCCAGAAUUCGAUAUUGGAAGGGAUACAACUAGUCCUGAUGUUAAGGAUUUGUCCAUUCCUGAGACACACAUUCGUAACGAGGAAGGCGUGUCUGAAGAAACUCAUUCUGACAGAGCAAGAGCAGUGCCGGAGGGCUCAAAGGACUUGAUCGCCGCUCGAACACCGAAGGAAAAUGGUUCAGUCACUACCGAAAAACCGAUUGAAGUGAUAACUCUUCCUGCGGAAAAUGACAAAAACAGACUUGUACAAUCCGAAGUCCCGCCACCGAGUGGCACAGUCGACGAUAUUGUUAGGGACAUCCCCGAUUCAAGCAUUGAACCCACUUCUGCCCCAUCGCCGACUCCUUCAUCACCUUUAUCCCCUCUCCCCCUCGAGCUUCCGACGAUCGAUACUCCUAUAGAAGCAUCUACCCUUCAAGGCGAAACCCCUAUAUCAUCUCGACCACCUUCACCUGAUGGUGAAGACGCUUCAACAUUGACGACUGUACCAAGCACUUCAGGUGCUGCAUCUAAGAAAAAGAAAAAGAAGAAGAAGGGGAAAUCAUAG
This is a messenger RNA of Kwoniella shivajii, 3207 nucleotides long. RefSeq lists its product as uncharacterized. The record is from RefSeq and is a predicted model, not a curated record. Lineage: Eukaryota; Fungi; Basidiomycota; Tremellomycetes; Tremellales; Cryptococcaceae. Gene Ontology annotation, cellular component: COG complex. Bases 1 to 3207 code for a protein of 1068 amino acids. Gene Ontology annotation, biological process: intra-Golgi vesicle-mediated transport. The transcript has 2 exons.